UGAAGCUCUGGUGAAAAACCUCCUUCAGAAGCUCUGGUCGGGAAUCAGACGACCACCCGCCGAACCCACACGCCCCCUCCUCCCUUCCCACAGCCAAAAUGUCCUCAUCGUGUAGGCAGGCCAUUCGGCCGCUGCAUCGAUGCCUGAACAGAGUCGCCACGCCCCUGCCGAUACGGAGAAGUCUGUCAACGACGCCCGCCCCUGCCGCCGAAGUGUACAAGGUGUCGCGCGAGCGCCCCGAGACUGUCGACCCCGUCGAGCUGGACCCCAACACAGCCGUCGCACCGUGGGCCGAGAAGGAUCUGUGGAAGGCGGGCACGCCGCCCGUCGGUUCGAGACGUCGCCGUUAUGCUAUCCGCACGAGUUCGAACAUCCCCUUUGAGCAACUGCCUUACCAGGCCUUCCAGGAGGCGCGCAAGAUCCUCGCCGCCGACCGCGAGGAGAAGCUGCGUGCUAUUGUGGAGGAGACGGAAGCGAUCAGGUUGUUGGAGGGCUUGAGUGGUGAUGAGGUCAGGGGAGGAGAGAGGAUGCGUCAGAUGAGGCUGUCCAGUCUGCGCAAGCAGGUCGAGAGAUUGAAGAUUCUGGCGGAUAUCAACGAUCCUGCCGUCAAGAGGCGGUUCGAAGAUGGACUCGGUGACAUGAGCAAACCCAUUUACCGCUUCCUUGCCGAGCGCAAGUGGCAAUCCUACGAGGCCAAGAUGAUUGAGCAGCGUAUCCAACAGCUCAACAUCAUCCCCGACAUUCUCCCCAAGAUCAAGCCGACCUACGACGUCCAGCUCUUCUUCCGCCGCGCCAAGGUGCCCCCGGGCAAGAUUCUUCCCAGCAACAUCUCCGAGGUGCCCCCUCGUCUGCGCAUCACCCCUUUCAACGCAGGCGAGCGUCUCGUCUCCAUCGUCAUCAUGGACUCGGACAUUCCCUCCGUCGAGACCGACGGCUUCGCCAAGCGCUGCCACUACCUCGCCGCCAACGUCCCCGUCUCGCCGACAGCGACGUCCAUCCCGCUCUCCAAGAUCCGCGACGAGGCCCAGCUCGCCGUCCCCUACCUGCCCGCUUUCGCGCAAAAGGGUUCCCCUUAUCACCGCCUCUCCAUCUUCAUCCUCGAGCAGGGCGACCAGAAGCUCGACACCGCCCAGCUCAAGAAGCUCUACCAGAGCCGUGACGGCUUCUCCCUCAAGUCGUACCGCGACAAGUUCAACCUCAAGCCCGUCGGCUUCAACAUCUUCCGCACCAUCUGGGACGAGAACACGGCCGGCGUGAUGGAGCGCGCCGGCGUGCCGGGCGCCGACAUUGAGUUCCGCCCGAAGCGCGUCUUCUCGCUCAAGGAGCCCAAGAAGGCCCGCGGUUGGGAAGCCAAGCGCCAGACCGCCAAGUACAAGCACCUGUGGAAGUACACCAAGCGCAUCAAGGGGUACUCCAACGCCAAGGGCUUGGUCAGAAGGAAGUAGAGGAGGCAACAUAUUCGUGCGUGUUUGUAGGACCAGAGAGGAGGACGGACACGAGUAUCCAGGCGGUCAAAUCACCGAGCCGGGAAGUAACGCAGCGGAAGAAGCUGGAAGCGAAAAUGGGGGAAGCAAGUGCGGUGUUGUUAAAAUGUGUAGAAUACGUGUACUUUAUGUCCUAUCAUCUGACUGUAGAUGGGUGCAGUCCCAAGGCUGCGCGGUUGUUAUAGAUCACCUACUGUCAACUCUG
This is a messenger RNA of Colletotrichum phormii, 1689 nucleotides long. Its product is annotated as phosphatidylethanolamine-binding protein. Bases 99 to 1445 code for a protein of 448 amino acids. The transcript is spliced from 2 exons. NCBI's taxonomy places the organism in Eukaryota, Fungi, Ascomycota, Sordariomycetes, Glomerellales, Glomerellaceae. The record is from RefSeq and is a predicted model, not a curated record.